Molecule: messenger RNA, 9059 nt
Organism: Chlorocebus sabaeus (green monkey)
Lineage: Eukaryota; Metazoa; Chordata; Mammalia; Primates; Cercopithecidae
Gene: GRIK1
Product: glutamate ionotropic receptor kainate type subunit 1
Biological process (GO): monoatomic ion transport
Cellular component (GO): membrane
Molecular function (GO): signaling receptor activity; ligand-gated monoatomic ion channel activity
Source: RefSeq, a predicted model, not a curated record
AAUUAGACAUGUUUAUUCUUAAGAGGACACUAUGAGAAAAUGUGAAUCAAGAGUGAUUACCAGACUCAUUUUGGGCAAAAAAUAACUGGAUGAAUAUAUGUACAAAAUACAGUCCUUCUUAAAAGCACAAAACAAAUUAACAGCAGCUGCUGAUCACUCAUGAGUAACUCAACACCAUGAGCCUGUGUACAUGAGCAGUGGAGAGAAGCAUUUUAACAAGGAAAUAAAAUUCAGUUUUAAGCUUUACAGAAUUUUACAGAUGAUACAGAAAUGUAACUGCAGUGUGCCAUUUAGUUUUCAAAAAACUUCCUUUAGGAAAUUGCUCUAAUAUCUCUAAUUAUCAAAAUGAACUGUUUCGUCAUAAACCAGAGGUAAUACAGGUAAAAAGUAGCAAAACUCUUGAAAUAGUAUCAGAACAAUUAUGAUUACCAUAUAAUUAAUUGGACCAGUGUUGUUGACUUCUUGUCCAAAAAACAAAAUAUUUCAGUCUCCGCAAUCUGGGGCAGAUUAUUACUAGAAAUGUAUGCAUGGAUUCCUUUAACCAGAAAAGUAAUGACCACAAAUAAACUAAUAUAUGCUGAGUAACAAGGACCUUGGGAAAUCCUUCACAUGCAGUAGCUCAUAUAAUCUUCCAAUGGUCCUGUAGUGUUAUUAUUAUUCUCAUUUUACAGAUGAAGAUAUCAAGUCAUAGAGAGUUUAUUAGUUAGUAUAGAGUAGCUUAUGCUGCAGUAACAAACAUCUCAAAAUUGUAGUGGAUUAAAACAUAACAUUGAGCUAGAACUGAUUUGUUACCAGUGUGUUGCUGUUCUAGAAACAUUCAGAACAACUCCUAUAAAAAAUUAUUCAGGGAUUGAGGCUGCUUUCAUCUUAACCUCUAGACCUUGUGGCUUUCAGAGUUACUCUGGCAGGGAAAGAGAGUCCCGGAGGGCCGUGCAGGAUCUUUUUUCACUGUCUUCCUUUUCUCCUGGCAGUGGUGCACUUCCACUCAUAUUUUAUCGGCCAAAAAUAGUCACAUGAUUCCAACUAAUUGAAAAGGUAGAUGCCAACUAAUUGAAAAGGUACAGGCUUUCAUGAGCCAGAGAAGGGGAAAAUUAGGUAUGUGUAAGCGCCAGCAAUGGACUACAGGCAGAUAUAGAAAUUUAACCAAAGCUAAAAACAUAGACUUGGUAAAACCAGAAUUUAAACCCACUUUGUUCAAAAUCUCACUUUAUUCUAGACCUUGGGUCUUCAAACUUUAGCCAUGCAAUAUCUACUAUGUAUUGGUCUUUAAUGUUCCCAGAGAAAAUAGAUGAUUAAAAAUGCUUACCACAGACCUUUAGGUUUAAAAAUAAAUCCUCUAACAGAUUUACAUUCAUUCUCACUUUAAGAAAUGCUUACCAAUCCCUUUUAAACCACCCAUUCUUUGUGUUUUGAAGAAUCACUUCCUGAACAAGCCCUUUCCAAACUCUUAAAUGAGGUUAGGCCCCUUUUUUUCUUUACGUCCAUAGUAUCAUUUUGUAAAGCUCAUCAUACUUUAAUGCCCAUGAGUUCCACGGUGGCAGAAACCAUAUCCCUCUGUGUCUCCAGAGAUUGGCACAAUAUCUCACACAAUGUGGGCUCUCAAAAAAUAUGCAGAAAUAAAUGAAGAGUUUGACUCUUUUCUGAAGCAGGUCUUGCUACUGUUUUCUUAAUUUUUAUUUGCACAGGAAGGGUCUUGCUAUGUUUCCCAGGCUGGUCUUGAACUCCUGGCUUAAGUCAUCUUCCCUCCUCAACAUCACCAAAGUGCUCCAAUGUAAGCCAACACACCCAUCCUUGCUGCUGUUUGAUAUUCUCUGGUCUUAAAAAUGCUCCCCAAGUGAGACAAAAUUUACUCUUCUACAAUUUCCCUCUGACAAUCUUAUUUUUCUUAGUUCUUCCCACAUAACUAACAUUGAAUAAGGCUACUUUCUUUUAACACAAGAGCUCUUCAAAUGAGAUAACCAGCAUGUGCUCCUAAUUCUUCUUGGUUUCCUUAAUCUUUCCAUGCAAAAAUGCAUUCCUAAAUCCGUAUCAACCCCUCUUCUUAUCUGCAGAUAUGUUCUGCCUUGUUAACUCUCAUCCAACGUGUCCAGAACCAAGCCUACUACUUGAGAUAUGAACUGACUAGCUUUCCACGGUGGAGUUCUAACCUCCUUUGGAGAAUGAACAUGCAUUUUCCCCACUAUAGGAUCUUUAGUAAAAAGUAUAGUGUCUGACACCACAUACAAGAUACUCAGUAGGUAUUUGUUGAAUAAUGAAUGAAUAAAUGAAUGAAUGCACGAAUGCACUUUAAGAUAUAUUAGAUUCCUUUUGCAAUUGUUUCCCAUUCUAGGCUCAUAUAACUGUGGACAUACUUCCAUAUGGAUUAGGUCAGUUCUUCAAAAUCUAUACUCAGUUUAACAAAAAAGAGAUGUUAAUACAGAACUAGCAAACAUUUAUAUAGAACAUUCCCCACAAAACUCGAAGGAAAUUAAGCCAACAUAAUCAAAUGCUAAUUUCUCUAGGGAAGUGUCCUUGUCCUUCUGCAGAGAAAUAGUCUCCAAACCUACAUUGCUAAAAUAGCCUAUCUUUCAGUGUUCAAACCUGACAGUUAAAAGAAAUGAAGAAAAGCAGCGGCGCUGGAGGCUGCUUCGAUCUCAGUGGCACGUGUAAAUGGAAGCAAUUUGCAAGAGAUUAUCUCGGGUCCAAAUAGGAAUGAGGCCACUAUAAUCUUGGAGUACUGAAGCUUUCUCAUUCCUCUCCCCCUUCCCCUGUUCUUCUUCAUGCCUGUCAGAGUUAAAACAGGAGCCCCCAUAUUUUCCAAAAUAUUGGAGGCGAUUUUCCAUUAAAUGAUGGGUCGAAUCAUACCUGACUGUCUAUAAGACCCGUUAACAGAUGCACAGGGACAUUACCAAGGAGGCUUCCUUGCCACUCACAGCGGACAGCAGAGGCUUUCUCUACUAGGACCAAUAGUUUAGAUUUGUUCUGUCUUAAGAAUGCAACACUCGAUCGACUUCCCAGCAGCAGAGUGCAAAGUUGAGGGAGAGAAAAAGAGCGUGUGUGUGUGUGUGUGCAUGUGUGUGUGUGUGCGCGCGCGCGAGUAUCUUGAUCAGUGGGGUUGGGGCGGGCAGUAAAUAAAGGGUGGGGCCAGCGAGGGAAGGAGGAAAGCAAAGAUUGAGAGAGGCCGGAACGUGGCUCCGCUCCCAGUUAACCUGCUGGAACUCAUCAGGCUUGCUCAGAGCCCCUGCACCAACUCACCCAGUACUCUCUCUCCUUCUUCGUUAGUCUUCUUUCCCCCUUUCCCCUCCUCUGUCUGCGCCUACCCGCCACUUUUGCAUCUGACCAGAGGACGAAUGAGGGAAACGUUCCUGCAGAUUAGGGCAGCAACUUUCCUCAGAUCGUCUCUGGGCUCCCGGCGCCGGAGAGCGCUGAUCCUCCGCGGUCUGCGGCCCAUGGAAGAGGAGGAGGAGGAGCCGUGAUGGGCUAGCGACAGCAGUGAGGAGCCCCGAGCGAGCUCAGCCUUGCCAGCUAGCUCCGCGGUCCCACGCGGGUUCCCUAGAGCUCGCUCCGUGGGGGAGCGCGCAGCGUGCUUGGAACCGGAGCAUCCAGAGAGGAUGAGGCGGGGACCCGGCCCAAGUUGGGUGCAUCUCUCGGGCGUCCGGCAGCGGCUGUAUCUCGGCAUGAAUUAAGAAGCUAGGAAGAUGGAGCUCGGCACACUCCUCGCCCAGCCCAGGCUCUGGACCAGGGACACCAGCUGGGCACUCCUCUAUUUCCUCUGCUAUAUCCUCCCUCAGACCGCCCCGCAAGUACUCAGGAUCGGAGGGAUUUUUGAAACAGUGGAAAAUGAGCCUGUUAAUGUUGAAGAAUUAGCUUUCAAGUUUGCAGUCACCAGCAUUAACAGAAACCGAACCCUGAUGCCUAACACCACAUUAACCUAUGACAUCCAGAGAAUUAACCUUUUUGAUAGUUUUGAAGCCUCACGGAGAGCAUGUGACCAGCUGGCUCUUGGUGUAGCUGCUCUCUUCGGCCCUUCCCAUAGCUCCUCCGUCAGUGCUGUGCAGUCUAUUUGCAAUGCUCUCGAAGUUCCACACAUACAGACCCGCUGGAAACACCCCUCGGUGGACAACAAAGAUUUGUUUUACAUCAACCUUUACCCAGAUUAUGCAGCUAUCAGCAGGGCGAUUCUGGAUCUGGUCCUCUAUUACAACUGGAAAACAGUGACCGUGGUGUAUGAAGACAGCACAGGUCUAAUUCGUCUACAAGAGCUCAUCAAAGCUCCCUCCAGAUAUAAUAUUAAAAUCAAAAUCCGCCAGCUGCCCUCUGGGAAUAAAGAUGCCAAGCCUUUACUCAAGGAGAUGAAGAAAGGCAAGGAGUUCUAUGUGAUAUUUGAUUGUUCACAUGAAACAGCCGCUGAAAUCCUUAAGCAGAUUCUGUUCAUGGGCAUGAUGACCGAGUACUAUCACUACUUUUUCACAACCCUGGACUUAUUUGCUUUGGAUCUGGAGCUCUAUAGGUACAGUGGCGUAAACAUGACCGGGUUUCGGCUGCUUAACAUUGACAACCCUCACGUGUCGUCCAUCAUUGAGAAGUGGUCCAUGGAGAGACUGCAGGCCCCACCCAGGCCUGAGACUGGCCUUUUGGAUGGCAUGAUGACAACUGAAGCGGCUCUGAUGUACGACGCUGUGUACAUGGUGGCCAUUGCCUCGCACCGGGCAUCCCAGCUGACCGUCAGCUCCCUACAGUGCCAUCGACAUAAGCCAUGGCGCCUUGGACCCAGAUUUAUGAACCUCAUCAAAGAGGCUCGGUGGGAUGGCUUGACUGGGCAUAUCACCUUUAAUAAAACCAAUGGCUUGAGGAAGGAUUUUGAUCUGGACAUUAUUAGUCUCAAAGAAGAAGGAACUGAAAAGGCUGCUGGCGAAGUGUCUAAACACUUGUAUAAAGUGUGGAAGAAGAUUGGGAUUUGGAAUUCCAACAGUGGGCUUAACAUGACGGACAGCAACAAAGACAAGUCCAGCAAUAUUACUGAUUCACUGGCCAAUCGAACACUCAUUGUCACCACCAUUCUGGAAGAACCCUAUGUUAUGUACAGGAAAUCUGAUAAGCCUCUAUAUGGAAAUGACAGAUUUGAAGGUUAUUGCCUGGACCUGUUGAAAGAAUUGUCAAACAUCCUGGGUUUCAUUUAUGAUGUUAAACUAGUUCCGGAUGGCAAAUACGGGGCCCAGAAUGACAAAGGGGAGUGGAACGGGAUGGUUAAGGAACUCAUAGAUCACAGGGCUGACCUGGCAGUGGCUCCUCUUACCAUCACCUACGUGCGGGAGAAAGUCAUUGACUUCUCCAAACCCUUCAUGACCCUAGGCAUCAGCAUUCUCUACCGGAAGCCCAAUGGUACCAAUCCAGGCGUUUUCUCCUUCCUCAACCCCCUGUCUCCAGAUAUUUGGAUGUAUGUGCUCUUAGCCUGCUUGGGAGUCAGUUGUGUACUCUUUGUGAUUGCAAGGUUUACACCCUACGAGUGGUAUAACCCCCACCCAUGCAACCCUGACUCAGACGUGGUGGAAAACAAUUUUACUUUACUAAAUAGUUUCUGGUUUGGAGUUGGAGCUCUCAUGCAGCAAGGAUCAGAGCUGAUGCCCAAAGCUCUAUCGACCAGAAUAGUUGGAGGGAUAUGGUGGUUUUUCACCCUAAUCAUCAUUUCAUCCUACACUGCCAAUCUGGCUGCCUUCUUGACAGUAGAGAGAAUGGAAUCCCCCAUAGAUUCAGCAGAUGAUCUGGCAAAGCAAACCAAGAUAGAAUAUGGGGCGGUCAGAGAUGGAUCAACAAUGACCUUCUUCAAGAAAUCAAAAAUCUCCACCUACGAGAAGAUGUGGGCCUUCAUGAGCAGCAGGCAGCAGACCGCCCUGGUAAGAAACAGUGACGAGGGAAUCCAGAGAGUGCUCACCACGGACUACGCGCUGCUGAUGGAGUCCACCAGCAUUGAGUAUGUGACGCAGAGAAACUGCAACCUCACUCAGAUCGGGGGCCUCAUUGACUCCAAAGGUUAUGGAGUGGGAACGCCUAUUGGUUCUCCUUACCGGGAUAAAAUUACUAUUGCUAUUCUUCAACUCCAAGAAGAAGGGAAGCUGCAUAUGAUGAAAGAGAAGUGGUGGCGUGGGAAUGGCUGCCCCGAGGAAGAUAAUAAAGAAGCCAGUGCUCUGGGAGUGGAAAAUAUUGGGGGCAUCUUCAUUGUUUUGGCUGCCGGACUGGUCCUUUCUGUAUUUGUAGCUAUUGGAGAAUUCAUAUACAAAUCACGGAAGAAUAAUGAUAUUGAACAGGCUUUUUGUUUCUUUUAUGGACUGCAAUGUAAGCAAACCCAUCCAACCAACUCCACUUCUGGAACCACUUUAUCUACGGAUUUAGAAUGUGGCAAAUUAAUUCGAGAGGAGAGAGGGAUUCGGAAACAGUCCUCAGUUCAUACUGUGUAAUCAGUUUUUUUUUAAAAAAAAGAAGUGUGCCCAGUAGAAAAUGUUUUCACUAAUUGGUGUUGUUGAUAUUUGUAUUUGCUAAGCAUAAAUAGCCACAGUUCUCUAUUCCUUUAGGAUAGCAAAACUCAUGUAUUCUAGACAUUGAAAUGAAUACACUGGAAAGAGACUUGCACUGUAUGUUGAAGGAGGGGCAUAUUAGGAGUAUAUAAACUUCUAGAAAUGUGUAUUUACAAGAAUCUUCUCUGUCCCACUUGUCAUCUUAGUUCUAUCUUCACGCAUUAAAAAUAAGUAACUCUUCUUUCAUGAAAAAGGAGAUCAGAAUUUCAACAGGGCAAAGCAUGGAAACAAGAUGCUUAUUCUGUGGACUUCUUUUCAUCUUUGUGAACUUCGUUCCCUGCUCUUUUUUCUUCUCCCUGUUCAUAUAUUGUGUAGAUCUGCGUAUUGUCAAACGACCCGAAACCCUUACCUUUUCAAUAGUACACACAUAACUCCAUAACAAUAAUUUUUAAUUGAAAUUGAUUCCAUGGUUUAAAAUGUAUUAUUUACACAAAGACUCAAAAAUGUCUUAGAAUUUAAAGAUUUAAAAACUGUGAUCCACAGAAAGAAAACUAAACUUGAAACUUCUGGUGUCACAGAAGAGCAAUAGCUAAAUUGAACAUCACUCAUGGAAACAGAACACAGUCAAGAAUAAUUCCCGGACAGAAAUUCAUUAACCUCAAACUCUCAAAUAACGUUUACUUGUAGAAUUUAACAGUCUUCUGUAGGUUCUGAGUCUUGAAGGAACGGUGAUAUUUUUCAAGCUGUAUAGUACUUCUUUGAAGAUCCCAGCAAAGUCCUAAGCUAUGUACUAAUUCAUUUCCAUUUACCACUCACUUUGCAUUGAUGAACAUCUUUCUACGAGAUGUUAUUUCACUUCCUUCCCACUUACCCUAGAUAGAGUGGUUGUUCUUGGAGCAACCUUUCCUGAACAUCACCACUUUCACAGUUAUUUCUUUGGAUCCAUCAUCAUUACUAAUUCAUUCCAAGUAUUCUGGGGAAAAGGGCAAGAAGGAAAAAAUAAAGGAAAGAAUGUCCGUACAUAUUAGUUACAGAUCUCUGUAGAUUCAUUUUCCAUCUUCAUUCAAAGUGCUGUAAAUAAUUCCCAUGCUAACUCAACCAGGUGACAUAAAAAACCUAUUGCAUAUUUCAUUUGUUGUGACAGAGAAUAUCUGAUGAUUCCUCUGGGCUCGUUUCUCCUCCCUAGUGAAUAGGAGAAUUGAAGAUGUGUUUCAUCUUUUCUAAAUAUGGGAUCAGUUGGUCUUUACUCUUUUCUUAAUGGGAUUAUCUUUUGACACAUCAAGCAAUCCCCUAAAGCACAUUCCUUGAAGUAGAGAUAUGCCAUCUGUGCAAUCAUAUAGCAUUUUACCUUCUCUUUGCUUAGCUUUAAAUGGCUCCCAGUUUUGGAAACCACAGGCCUCUCCAAUCAACCGUAUAUUUCUCCAGUAAAGCAUAUUCAGGAAAGUUGACUAGUUGACUCUUGUCCUAAUUGUUUCUCAGCUUUGCUUCCUUCUUUAAAGAAAUGUACUCAGAAGAAAAUAUCAUAAAUUACACUAACAUUGUUUUAUUAUUAUUAAACUAGAAGCAACACACUAUUUGUCCCAGGUCAGAGUUCACAUUUUCAUAAUCAAUAGAAUCAGAUGUUGGGAUGAAUAUGACAUUAUUCUUAGUUUCAUAUUUCAUGGAUUCAGUAUAUAGAAACCACAAAUUUCGUAAGUUUACUCUCCCAAAGACAAUUUAAUAAACCAAAAAUGCUACCAAAAGAGUUCAAGUGUGAUUGAUGAAGUAUUGACAAUCAAAAUUAACAGUAACUAACGAAACUUAACUUUCUGCAGAGAUUAUUACUUAAAAGUGUAAUUCAGAGAUUUGGACAGAGAAAUUAUCUCUUUCAAAAGUUAAUAUUUCUAUACUACUUUAGACUGUAUGCUACCUAAUUCUGGUAUUUAUGUACUAUUUUAUAGUUAAAAUGUUUUCACAUACAACAUUACAUUUGAUCCUUUCAAAAAUUUUAAUUCAGCUUUACUAACAGAGAAAUAGGUAUCAGUCAUUGGCCUGCAGUUAUAGAUUUUAGAAGCAGAAGAAAAUUUUCUAAAACAGCCAAACUUAGAUUCAGGUUCUAGCAGAGCCACAUGCUAAAUGACUGUAGGCAAGUUACCAAAUUUCUUAGUCUCGAUUUCUUGAUAUGUAACAGUGGGACAAAAUUUCUAGAACAUAAAGUUUUGUAGGGGUGUUUUUCAAAAUGGGUUCAAUUGGCAAAUGUUUCUCAAAUAAAAUUUUCAUAGUAAAAUAACCCAUGGAGCGUCACUCUAAAUGUUCCUUUACUACAUGCUAUCUCAGUGUGCAUCACAAGUUUUUGUGCAUUGAGAAUUUUCAACAAAGCAGAAAAGUAUUCAGCACUUCUCAAGCCUGUUAGAUUGCAGAUUUUUUUUCCGCACAGCAUCUUGACAGACCAGUGUUCCACAGAUCAUCCUCCAGGGAACACAGGUGUGAUCAUGUGACUCUCAUCCCAUAAUAGUGUACAAAACAUCUUGCAUUGUGCUUGGCACAUAGUAGCCACUCAAUAAAUAGUUAUGUAUUCUUUUGAGUAAA